Molecule: messenger RNA, 3359 nt
Organism: Bursaphelenchus xylophilus (pine wood nematode)
Lineage: Eukaryota; Metazoa; Nematoda; Chromadorea; Rhabditida; Aphelenchoididae
Source: the annotation of a GenBank genome assembly
AUGUCAGGAAAAGUGAGUUUCUCAAAAAAAAGAAGGAAAUCCGAUUUCUAAGCUACAAUAAGUAACAACUCUGUUCUACAGACUAAUGAGACCUUCAUACCGGAGUAAAUCGAGCUCCAUAAUUUCAGAAGAAAUCCGACCUCCGUGAAAACCUCUAUCAAGGCGCGGAUGGCAAGCAUUACAUGCUCUACAACUUGGUGGACAUGCACGGCGGAGGAGACUUGAUUCCUUGGAUGCGACAUGCAAUGAAAAGCGGGGACUUCUCCCUUCUGGAUGGGUAUCUGGAAGGCACGGUAAUGGUACAGUUUUACGCUCCAGAGCAUUAGUAUAGCACUAACACUGAAUUUUAGAUCAAAUGCAAUAUCGAAUUUACAGGUCCGCGAUAUGAUGUACAAUAACGGAAAAGGUCGGAUCGAAUCAGUCUCAGAGUUGGUGAAACGAAGGAAUAAGGAGAGAAACGAAAGGCUUGGAGCGUUCUCCAGGAAGAAAGGAAAGGGAAAAAGUGGUCCAAACAUUCUGGAUAAUCUUGAUGGGGAUGUGAAUCAGCAGGAUUUGAAGAAAGGUACAAAAUCGUUAGCUAUUAGUCGCCUGGAACAGACUAGUAAUCCGGGAAAUGCAAUUUUUUCUACCACUAUUUAUGUUGCCUUCCUACUUUCAGCCCUGAAACUUCUGGACGGCGGAAAAGGUGGGAAAGGAGAUGCCAAAUACCGUGAGAUUGCGUGGAAGUACGAGGCACGCGGCUCGAUGGGAGAAACUCUCGUCGGCUGCUGUCUAAUGCAAGGAACCUUGGUGCAUAACCUUUUGGCCAUGCGCCUUAUGGAAAUGUAUCCUCCAUUGAUCAACGACAUCUUCAUUUCGGAAGAUUAUUAUGGCUUGUCGCCGCUGCAUCAAGCCAUUGUCAACGAUGACCCGAAAAUGUUGUACUUUCUCAUCCAACAUGGCGCAGAUAUCAAUCAACGCUGCUAUGGGGCGUUCUUUUGUCCGGACGAUCAGAUCAGCUCCAGGACCGACUCGUUGGAGCAUGAAUAUGUGGAUGUCGAUGUGGAGACCAAUUAUCAAAAGUGAGGUGACAUUAUAAGCCUUAAACUUCUUUCAGCCGAAUGUAUUUCGGAGAGUAUCCGUUGUCAUUCGCUGCAUGCAUCAACAAUUUCGACUGUUUCAAGCUGCUUAGAGCCAAACGAGCCGAUCCUAACAAGCAGGACACAAACGGCAAUACUGUCUUGCAUAUGACUGUAAUCCAUGAAAAUAUUGUAAGAUCAAAGCCAAACAACUGAAUAUGAAUGUGUUCUAGGACAUGUUCUUACUGGCCUACGAAGGUGGCGCCAAGCUUCAAGUCCUCAACAAGCAGAACUUGACGCCGCUGACUUUAUCCGCAUUUCUGGCCAAGAAAACGGUAAGCACGACAGUUCAGCCAAAACACGUUUUAUAAUCAAUAAUUCUGCCUUCAGAUGUUCGAUCACCUGCUCAAAAUCGAAAGUCAGAUUCUUUGGGAACGAGGAGGAGCCGUCUCCGUCUCCUACCCUCUAGCAAAGAUCGACUCAAUCGAUCCGGAUACCGGAGCUCUCAACGAUUAUUCCGUACUGUCUCUGGCUGUGUAUGGAACCAGUUCAGACCAUCUGGACCUUCUUGAUGGCCUACUUGAAGAUAUUUUGAAAGCCAAGUGGAAGUCAUUUGGACUCACAAAGUAAGCACGGAUAACUUAGCAGAUCCACAACCACCAACGUAUUUUACCGCAAACUCCAUUUUUCAAUAAUAUUGCUUUAGAUGGACCCAAUCUCUCCUACUUUUCACCGUGUACUGGAGUUUCUUUGUUGCCGCCUUCCUCACUCGUCCAAUUUCCUGGACAACAGCGGUCAUUUCAAACUUCAAGCUGCUUCCAGACAUGCAGGAAAGCAAUAUCACAGACUCGCAGUAUAAUCAAAGUUUUGCAACUAGCGCGCAAUGUCAUCUAAUCCAUUACUCAACGCAAGGACAGCAGGGAUAUGUAAGAAGCUGUCAGUGAUAAAACCUUUGUCUUAGGCCCGUAUGAUACUGGAGCUCUUAACAAUAACUCUGGCCGUUUACCAAAUCGCAGUGCAGGUGAAAUACAUUCGCGCGGAGGGAUGGAUGAAAUGGUGGAAGAUCAUGGUAAGUCUAGGGAUCAAAUCCGACAAUAAGUCGGCUGAUAACACAACAAAACCCCGCAUGAAAAACAAGCCAUUUUCAGCGAGCUUUCCCCGCGAAGAUCCUAUUUUUCACCUCAUUGUUCCUCGUCAUCCUCAUCAUACCCAUACGAUUUCUCUGCUUCGUUCAUGAGGUCUUCCUCACAGCCGAUAAUGUCAUCAGCGUUGUGAGUGUAGUCCUCUGCACGGUCCACUAUCUCUACUACUGUCGAGCCAUCAAAUUUAUCGGGCCGUUCGUGUUGAUGAUCUACACAAUCAUCAUGAGAGAUCUCAUUCGAUUCUUCUUGAUUUAUUUUGUAUUCCUGUUGGGUUUCUCGCAAGCAUUUUACAUCGUAUUUCUGGCCGGCGAGCGGAUUAAUAAUCGGAUCUAUGCGCACCAAGUCGAGCAGUGGAAUAGGGCUCAUGGAAGUAUGUUUUGUAAGUUUCCAAUGGCAAUAACCAUCUAUUACAUCGAUAAUGAUCCUCAACUUUCAGAUGACACUGAUGACUACCCAGUUAAACAUCAAAAUAUCAUGUCGAAUCCGAUCGAAUCCUUCCUAAGACUGUUUAUUUGCACUAUUGGGGAGUUUACUACCUUCUACAAGGAGCUGAAUGCAAACCCUGUUUUUGAGAUGGCAGUGCUCGGCAAGAUAUUAUUCUUGAUCUUCGAGUUGGUUGUCAGUCUUAUGCAGUUCAACUUGCUGAUUGCUAUGAUGAGUAGGACGUACGAACUCAUCUUCCGGACUCAGAAGGAGUAUAAACGUCAGGUAAUAGGGCCAAAAUUUCAGAGAAUACGGCGGAAAUCUUUCGUAAGAACAAAGGCGCGAAGAAUCCACAUUAUUUUCCCGACAGACUGAUAAAUAUUUUUUAUCAUAUCUCUGUCUCUUUCAGUGGGCCCAAGUCAUCCUGCUUCUGGAGAUGUCUAUCACGGCUGAAGAGCGUCGCAACCAUCUGCUCCGCUACUCCCGACCCAUCGGCACGGACAAACGGAAACGCGCUUUCGUUGUCAUCAAGAAAGCCGAGGUUUUGAGCGAAAGCGAGAGAAUUUUAAAAAUGAAGGAGGAAGAAGCCAAACGCUUGGAGAAACAACAAUUUCUGAAGCGGCGGCUUCGAGGUUGGCUCGAUCAUCAACAAGGAGGAGCAACACCGUUUCCCGGAGGUGAUCGACAACCGUCAAGGGCUAAUGUCAAGGACUCAAACACUCUGGCACCAUCCUGA